CCUCACGUCGUUGGAAAAAGAACAUUGUCUCCAAGCCAUGCAGGCACGCGUGAGCCAUGCGCGUGAACCAGCCAUGAUCGGUAUGACUCUCUUAGUGGCGAGUGUCGCAUCCAGACGAGUUCUGUAUAAAGAGCGUCUGUAAAGUUCUCUCAAACAUCACUAUAUUACCAUGCAUCGUCCUGUCGACUAUCGUUCUUACUAUCCAAGCUUUGAUCACCGAGACCCUCAAAACUAUUCUCUUCCCGCGUUUCAUCCGUUUAGCUCUGCAGAUCCAUACCCAACGCCCGGCCCUACCCCCACGAAUGCCUACUAUUCGACUCCAUUUGUACAACAUCCAUUCUCAUACCCAAAGCAGAGCCAUCAGUCACAGGACGCGGUUCCGAUACCUGUCGUCCCUGGCAUGCUGGCCAAUGUAUUACCUGUGCCAGCUCAAAGAUCUGCUGAGACUCAAGUAGUAGUACCGCCCAGUAUUGAGAGAGUCAAAGGAUCGACCGGGGCCAGUACUUCCUCGGACGCCGAGAGGGACAUCCAGACCGUCCCUUUGUCGUCGGCAUCGGCGCCAACACAAAGGAAGGCAGUCGAGACCACGAAACUUUCUGAGUCGUCGCAACCGAGCGCCGGGCCUAGGCUUUGGAAGCGAGAAAUACGUCAGGGAAUGGAGUUGUUACGUACCGCACUGGAAGGGUGCCUGCCGUCUGAGCAGAUCAACGCAGCAUCCCCCAACUACAGAGUGGCAGCGCUCGGUGCUCGGCUCAUCAAGCAGCAAAGGGAGGAACUUCGUCAAACAAAGGAAGAACUUCAUCAAGUCAAAGAGGAACUGCGAAUACUAGACGACUCACUGGACCACGCGUGGACCCAAGUCAAACAUUUCAGAGAACAUGCCAAAAAUCUCGAAAACCACCUCGAAAGCCAAGGAAGGCAUCUCGACACUCGGGUUCGCGAUACUCUCAUCCGAAACAACCAUCUCAGGGAAGAGUUGGAAAUAUUAGAAAGUCGGUUGCGCAAAUAUCAACGACGACAGGCAAAGGGAUCGGACGAGGCGGAGGUCGCCGAAGUUGAUAUGAGUGAUGAUCAGUCGCCGCAUGAGGGUUGAAACCGUCGUUCUAGAGCAUACAUGGCUAUGAAUUAGACUGUAUUGAUUCAUUGUUUGGUAAAUUAGGGGCAAUAUGGGUUUACGCGUUACCUGUGAAGCGUCUAUUCUCGAUGUUAAUUAUAGUGCUUGGUUGCUGGCGUUGAACUCUGUGAAUGUUAACUACAAUUUC
This is a messenger RNA of Heterobasidion irregulare TC 32-1, 1262 nucleotides long. RefSeq lists its product as uncharacterized. Lineage: Eukaryota; Fungi; Basidiomycota; Agaricomycetes; Russulales; Bondarzewiaceae. The transcript is spliced from 4 exons. The coding region runs from base 170 to 1093 and encodes 307 amino acids. The record is from RefSeq and is a predicted model, not a curated record.